GAUGUGGCUGAAUAUGAUCUUCCGCAAAUCAAUUUUAAUAUAGAAAAUGAAGACCUCUCAGAAUUGCUUUGUAAGGAACUGUCUAUUCCCGUGAUUGCAGAGGAUUUAGAAAAAAUUCAAACGUUAAAUGAUGCACAAAAG
This is a messenger RNA of Racocetra persica, 141 nucleotides long. The record is from the annotation of a GenBank genome assembly. Lineage: Eukaryota; Fungi; Glomeromycota; Glomeromycetes; Diversisporales; Gigasporaceae.